AUGUACUCGUUCUACCGAGCGUGGCUAUCGCUAGGCCCUUGCGGCGGUUUGCCGCCUUUUCACCCGGCUCUGCCCCCGACGCCGCUAAAUCUAUCAUCGACUUCCACUAUACCGGGCGCUCCCGACGUGAUUCUCCAAGUCGGGCCCAAUUUAACCCAAUUCUCGGCGCACAAAGCCGUUUUAACCACGCACAGCGGAUUCUUCAAAGCUGCCAUCGCCAAUCAACAAGGUGGCGCGCCAAUCACAGUACCAAACGUAAACAUCGACGAAUUCUCGUCGCUGCUAACCUUCAUGUACACGGGCUACCUGGACCUAAACAUCACAAACAUCUACAACAUCCUGCUGGCCACGCACAUCCUCCACAUGCCCAGCGCCUUGGAGAUAUGCCGGUCGUUCCUGCUCCAAACGCAACCGCCCGAAUUGCGAUCCAACGUCAUCAAACCGAUACCCAGCAGGAAAGCGGCGUUGCCGUCGCAGGAGAUCAACCCGCCGACGUACAGCGGCUUCCGAAAAUCCGAAGACACCCCCUUCAAGGCGGUCAACGCCAAGGAGACGCCGUCGCCGCAACGCCCGUCCACCUCGAAGAGCGACGACGCCGACGUCGAGGCGCCCCAAACGCCCUACGCGAAGAAACCGUCGGAGAAACAGAAGCACCGGAAGCGCCAAUCGAACGCCAACGAAAAGGUGGUCAUCGACAUAGCUUGUUGCGACGGCCCCGUCAAAUUCCACAGGGUGAUAAACAAAAACUACGGCGUCGUUCCCACGCCGGAGGUGUACCAAAGGCAGCAGGUCGAUCAAAACGAGGCGCUCAACAAGGUGAUGAACGAGAACAUCAGGGACAAGUUGGACGAGGAAUCGGAGAACCAAACCAACGAGGUGUUCACGUGCGUCUACUGCAAUCACACGUUCAAAUCGCAGUAUUGCUAUCAGAAGCACGCCCGGCGGCACUUGAAUCCGAUCGCGAUGGAUCCGAAGGCGACGCCGAAGGAGGCCAAGCGAGAGGUGAAGCUGCUGGACAUGAACGUGCAGUAUUACCCGUGCAAAACGUGCGGCAGCAAAUUUCCCAGCUACUAUUUCGUGCACAAGCACAGGAAGCUGUGCCACGCCGAAGAAAUGGCCGAUAACACCAACAAAAACAACGAGAUUAUAGCGGAGAACGCCGUCAAUACGGACAGCAGUUGCAGCGCUAUAGACGUGGAGGCGCUCAAUUCCGAUAAAUAG
Molecule: messenger RNA, 1221 nt
Organism: Phyllotreta striolata
Lineage: Eukaryota; Metazoa; Arthropoda; Insecta; Coleoptera; Chrysomelidae
Source: the annotation of a GenBank genome assembly